AUGCAGCACGUGUUCUGGGCUCUCCAAGCUAGAUACUUUCAUGUCCCGAGCAAUAGCUUCCUUACCGCUCAGGCUUUCACCGGAUACCUCGUCGGAGAUCAGAUGAUCGCUGUUCAUGCUCUAAUCCAGUCCAAGAUUCUCUUCAAUCAGAGCCAAUCGCACACGUGGGUUUCGUUGGAGACAUGGGAUAGCCGCCCAGGAAGCGCCCUCGGUACAUAA
Molecule: messenger RNA, 219 nt
Organism: Plenodomus lingam JN3
Lineage: Eukaryota; Fungi; Ascomycota; Dothideomycetes; Pleosporales; Leptosphaeriaceae
Source: RefSeq, a predicted model, not a curated record